AUGGCGACGCGUUCCUCAAACAUGGGCCCUGGUCCCACAGAGGCCAUAAUGGAAGCUCAUGCGUUAGUAACACAACUUUAUGAUCCCGCAAACCAGCGCAACCCAACCAGAAUCAAUGAAAUUCAAACCCGGUUACAACAAUUACAGAAAGGCGAGCAUGCAUGGGAAAUUGCAGACUCUCUAUUACACGAGAAUUCCACCCAUCAUCGUUUCAUGGGAGCUCUUACCUUUACGGUGAAGAUCAAUGUUUCUGGUGGUGAAAUUGGAGAGCCAAUGACCUGGCAAAUUCUGGAACGUCUUGUCAAUCACUUCAUCACAAUUGUGAAUGAAGGUGAACAAGCUAUGGUAGUCAGGAAACUUGCUUCGAGUCUUGUUGCAGUCUUCCGGAAUUCUGCAAGCUCCUGGAAAAGAGCCAUCUGGCAACUAGCCGCAAGUCUUGCGCAUGGUGGAUACGUCGCCGAGUCAGAUUCGCAGACAGUAGACUUCGUGAAUGGAGUCUUACCUGUUCUGAAUACCCAGAAAGCUAUAGCACUGGUUUUCUUUUCGGUCGCAUUGGCUGAGGAAGCUUUGCGUCUAGAGGCUGAACCUCAGGAUUUGGUUGGCUCAGUCAUUGAGCGAGUAGUGGAAAAUAUUGGCGAUGCUUUCUUGCUCGUCCAAUACAUCAUACGGCAGAUCGCAUACCAUGCAUCUGAAGCUGGCAGCGAAUCUAUGGAAUCCACUUUAGGUAAUGAAGCUAUGGGCUCAUGGAAGACCUGGCUCAGUGUCUAUGGUAACCAUCGCCAUUCCGGGGACAAGCAAACCCAAACUCUUGCAGUUUCAUGUGGCCAGGAUAUAAUAGAGGCACUCAGGUUGCCAACAUUCAACGAAAGCGCAGCAACUGUGCUAACUUCAGCCCUUGAGACCCGCUCCUGGGCCUUUGAUAGUCACUCUAUCUUCACCAUGUCGCAGAUUCUUUCCGACUCGAUUGUCACAAAACACUUGAUCGCAAUCGCUGACGAGAACGAGGAUACCGACAGCAUGACGUUUGUUGAUCUUCUUGUGGCAUAUGUCUCCCACGUGAACUUUGAUCUCUUCAGUGACCCAAUGAAGCCCCAGAACACUCAAAUACUUGCCAUCUUGCACAAUAUCUUCAAAACACCAGGCUACGCCGCCAUUGAUGAAUCAGCCACAACCCGGGCCUUGGAGUACUGGGGCGAGAUUGCCGAAUGCCUCCCAGACAAGCUAGAAUCUACCGAUUCAAGAUACCAAAUAGUUAAGGCACAAAUGGCCCAAGUCGUUCUAGGCAUGUUCAAUAAACUGCUGUAUCCAAGUCCCAGUGAUCUGGCUGACUGGGGUGAUGAUGAACGGAGCGAGUUUAAUGCGUUCCGCCAUGAAGCCUGUGACUAUCUCCUGUCGGCAUAUCCGAUUCUGGGCGUGGAACUUGUCAGCGUUUUCCAAGAAAGUGCUACCACUCAUCUUGAAAAGCUUGAUUGGCGAGGCUUCGAAGCCGCUAUGUUCUGCCUUGCUCAGCUAUCCGAGGCGGUCGAUGAAAAUGGCCAUGCAGAUCAGUGCUUGGACUCCAUUUUUGGAAGUAAUGCCUUUGCACAACUGUGCCUUGGUGGAGAGACCGGAAUUCCGCUCAAGGCACGCCAAACACUUGUUGACUCGUUCGGUAAAUACGAGUCAUACUUUGAACGCCACAGCUUCCUCUUGCCCAGUGUUCUGAAUAUCCUAUUUGAAUCCCUGAAUUUUGAGUCUUGUGCCCAGCCGGCUUCGCGGUCUAUUUUGACACUUUCAAAGUCAUGCUCUCGAAUGCUGACUACAGAACUCCCUACCUUCCUUGAUCGAUUAGAUCAAUUCCGAACCAAACCGACGGCAACCGUAUCUACUAUGCCCCGAGUUCUCGAGGGAAUUGCAACAAUCAUACAGAAGUUGGACUCAGACCAACAAAAAGUCCAAACCCUAGAGAGGAUUCUGGGAUUUUUCGUCCAAGAGGCCAAUAAAGCCCGUGAAGAAGCAGCUGGCUCUGCAUACGAUAUCGCUCGGGUCCACGGCCAUCUUGUCUUAAGUUGCAUUGCCAGUCUGGGUAGGGGUCUGAGGUCUGAGGGAGAAGACGUAAUCAACGUCGAUGCUGCAGAAGAGCAAAAUCCAUAUCCACCAUCAUUCUGGAAUGUGGGCCCUGGAGCCCCGUCGCAACAGCUCAUCAUGGAGGCGAUGCGACUCCUUAUCGUGGAUUUCCCUGUUGACAGCGGUAUCAUCGACUCAGCUUGCGAUAUUCUCAAAGCUGGCUAUACUGAGUCAUCCGGUCUAUUCGUUUUUCCUCCGUCAUUGACAGUCGACUUCAUCAAAAGCUUCCCACUGGGGAUCUCGGGCACAGAUGUCAUCAUGGCCACGGCAUCUUCGUUCCUAGCGUCUCAUGGCUCUCAUGCCAUGCAAAUUCGAGACCAGGCCGUGGAACUGAUUAUCCACGUGGCACAAUUAUUCGCUUCGAUGCUUGACAACCCCGACAUUUAUGAUCCUGAAACUGCCAAUGCCGGCAUUGAUUUCCUUGCACGCCUUUUGCCCAAAUACUACGCUAUUCUGUUCUCCCUCACUGAGCCACUCCCUUCCGCCGUUGGUCCCGUAUCACAAGGCACGCCAACCUUUGCCCUUUUACUCAACUUUAGUCUCCACGCCUUAACCCGGCCAGAACCUCUCGUCCUUCGUUCUGGAACAGCCUUCUGGAUAGCCAUGAUGGACCUGCGCGGUGGAUCUUCUGAAGAGACCGUGGCUCUUGAUCAAGUUCUCGAGCGUUUCAUCCCAUCUUUAUGUGAAACAUUGGUGAGGCAAAUUGCAGGUCGCUGUGCACGGUCUGACUUGACUUUCCUGAACGAUGUGCUUCGGCGAACCGUUUUCAAGAAAAUGGCACUCGCAAGGCCAAGCCUUACCACUGCUCUCAGCGCCCUGGAUGCACAGGUCACCGAUGCAAAUGGGCAACAAACAACAGUCCUCUCAGCGCAGGACAAGUCUCGGUUCUUGGAAUCUCUAGUUGUUGCUAGAGGGGCGAAAUCGCCUUCGCUAGAGAUUGUGCGGUCUCUUUGGUUGAAGUGCCGUGGAAUGGCCUUCGAUUAUGCUCAGUAA
Penicillium pulvis is the source of this 3099-nucleotide messenger RNA. Its product is annotated as putative importin 13. The coding region runs from base 1 to 3099 and encodes 1032 amino acids. The record is from RefSeq and is a predicted model, not a curated record. Gene Ontology annotation, biological process: protein import into nucleus. The transcript is spliced from 4 exons. Gene Ontology annotation, cellular component: nuclear membrane; cytoplasm. Lineage: Eukaryota; Fungi; Ascomycota; Eurotiomycetes; Eurotiales; Aspergillaceae.